Molecule: messenger RNA, 829 nt
Organism: Apaloderma vittatum (bar-tailed trogon)
Lineage: Eukaryota; Metazoa; Chordata; Aves; Trogoniformes; Trogonidae
Product: G-protein coupled receptor 98-like
Exons: 5
Biological process (GO): negative regulation of adenylate cyclase activity; cell surface receptor signaling pathway; G protein-coupled receptor signaling pathway
Cellular component (GO): membrane
Molecular function (GO): G protein-coupled receptor activity
Source: RefSeq, a predicted model, not a curated record
GCUGUUAAUUUCUGGUACGUCCUGGUGAUGAAUGACGAACACACAGAGCGGCGCUAUCUGCUUUACUUCCUUUUGAGUUGGGGUCUUCCAGCUUUUGUUGUGAUCCUGCUUUUAAUUAUCCUGAGAGGAAUCUAUCAUCACAGCACAGCGCAGAUUUAUGGUCUUGUCUACAGUGAUCUGUGCUUCAUUCCAAAUGCCUAUGCUGCUCUCUUCACUGCUGCUCUGCUACCAUUAAUGUGCUUGGUUGUGGUUUUUGUGGUGUUCAUCCAUGCCUACCAGGUGACCCCACAAUGGAAAGCGUACGACGAUAUUUUCAGAGGAAGAACAAAUGCUGCAGAGAUCCCCUUGGUCCUGUACCUCUUUGCCCUGAUCUCUGUCACCUGGCUGUGGGGAGGACUGCACAUGGCUUACCGGCACCUCUGGAUGCUGGUCUUCUUCAUCAUCUUCAACAGCCUGCAGGGUCUUUAUGUCUUUGUGGUGUAUUUUAUCCUGCACAACCAACUUUGCUGUCCCGUGAAAGCAAGUUAUACCGUAGACAUGAACGGGCAUACAACAUCAGGAUCGGCUUUCUUCACACAUGGCAGUGGUCUGCCGGCUGCAGGUGGAGAGAUCAGCAAGUCGACCCAGAACCUCAUCAGUGCUAUGGAAGAGAUGCCUGCAGACUGGGAGAGGGCAUCCUUGCAGCCUGCAGGUCAAGCUAGUGCUGCCUUUAAGCAGAGUCCGCAAAAUGGCAAUGUUUUCCACCCUUCUGGAGGAUUUAGUACUGGCUCAUUGGUUGCUGAUGAAGAAUCACAGGAGUUUGAUGACCUAAUAUUUGCUUUAAAGACUG